Scutellospora calospora is the source of this 236-nucleotide messenger RNA. The record is from the annotation of a GenBank genome assembly. NCBI's taxonomy places the organism in Eukaryota, Fungi, Glomeromycota, Glomeromycetes, Diversisporales, Gigasporaceae.
ACGAAUCCAAAUAUUGUCAUUUUGCACAGUUUCUAAAUGAUUUAUUACUAUGGAAACCAGUUGACCUUAAAGAAUUCCUUCUAACUGACCCUGUUAAUAUCUCCGCAACUGAGACUACAGAUCAAGCUAAAGUUAAUGAGUGUGUUAGAAUUGCUUUAGACUUUGAAGAUCUAGAAAUUGCAAUUGAUUUAUGUGAACAUAAUAGUGGAAAACCUAGUAAAUAUGAUAUUUUCUAA